This is a messenger RNA of Selaginella moellendorffii, 2399 nucleotides long. Its product is annotated as protein EXECUTER 2, chloroplastic. Gene Ontology annotation, molecular function: protein binding. Bases 131 to 2281 code for a protein of 716 amino acids. The transcript has 10 exons. Gene Ontology annotation, cellular component: thylakoid membrane. Lineage: Eukaryota; Viridiplantae; Streptophyta; Lycopodiopsida; Selaginellales; Selaginellaceae. The record is from RefSeq and is a predicted model, not a curated record. Gene Ontology annotation, biological process: response to singlet oxygen; singlet oxygen-mediated programmed cell death.
AGGCUGUGUGUGAGUACGUGCGUGUGUAUGGCGAACGUAUGAGUGUGGAUUCUAGGGUUUCUCCAAAUCGACUGGGAUUUGAGGAUUCCUUCCGCGGCCUUAGGGCUCCAGGAGCGCAGCGCUUUGGCGCAUGGCGGCCGUGGCGCAGGCUCCCUCCAGCUCCAGCAGGGGCAUCGGCGUCGGGAGCACGGCGGGAUUUGGCAUCGGCGCACAGCAUUUCCAGCGAUCGUCGUCGGCAGCCGGCGCUCCCAAAGGUAGCAGCAGCACGGGUCUGGUUUGCUCCCACAAGGGGCAUUUGUCGCCCUUGUGCGAGUCGCCGCGGCAGCAUGCUAGGGUAUGGCCUCGGAGUGGGAGAUUUCUGGGCGAUGGGGUGAAUUGCCGCUGCAAGAGCGAGGAUUUCGAUGAACAGCAGCCUUCUUCUACUGGGGAUGGCGAGGCGGCAAAUGCCGAUGCAUGGGACAGGAGGAUUGAGUCUGCUCUAGCGGGGAUCAGAGCCCCGCUGCUGAGCAUGCUUAGCAUCGCUGGGAAGAAGUUCCAGCAGUAUUUAUUGAAGCCGCGAAGCCUCACAGCUUUGGAGGUUGUGGAAGACGUCCAACUUGUCAAGGAGGAGACCGAAUGGGAUCGUUGGCAGUCGUUCUUCCACGAGGUUGAGGAGCAGGAAAAUCUUUUGUCUGUACUAAAGUUUGAUUUGGAGGAAGCAGUCGAAGAGGAAGAUUACAGUGAAGCUACUAGGAUAAGAAACGAAAUGCUAGAUAUUAGACGGAGGGACACUCUUGGCCAACUCAUGGGUGAUUUGAAGACUGCGUUGGAAGAAGAACGCUACGAGGAUGCGGCUAGAAUUCGGGAUGAAACUGAUGCUGGACUGGUGGGAUGGUGGGCUGGAGCGGCAGAAGAGGGUAACGAUCCAUUUGGCCGCAUUAUCAAUAUCACUUCUUCGCAAGGGAGGCUUGUUGCUAGGGGUUACAGUGCUAGGCAGCUUGUGACAGCAGCGCCGGGCGUGCCUCUCUUUGAAGUGUUCUUCAAGAAGGAUGAUGACAAUGGUUACCAAAGCCAGGCUGUAUAUCUGCAACGAGAAAGGACUGGGGCCGACACGACAGCAACUGGAUCUGAAAACAGCGGUGAGAAGAAUGAAGAUGGCGAAGGGGAUGACAAGGUGUCAGACGAUCUCAAGUCAGAUGAAAAAGACUCUCUCGACGAGGGCCUGAACAGGAUUCUUGCUUUUCUGAAAGGAAGAAUGCCGGAUGUGAAGCUUCGAGUCUUUCAAGCCACGGAGCCGGAUAAAGUAGAGAAAGACUUGCCCAAGAUUGGCGAUCAGCUCAAAUCGUCAGAGGACAACAAAAAAGAAGAGGAACUGGGAUCUUCAGACGAUGGGAAAGCCCCUUUGGAAAACCAGCUACAGGAGAAGCAAGGCAAGAAUGCAGUGACCGCAGAAGAGCUUGUUGAGAUGAGCGUCAGAUUGCUCAUCGGGCGGCUCAUGCAAAAUGUUCCAGAAGACAAAGUACCGGUUCUUCCAGUGAGGAUACCCGCGAAGAUCGUGAACAAGGAGAGAGACAGUUUCGUCUUUCACAUCGAAGACCUUUUGGAAGAGAAGAUCUCUACGACUGACGCGAUGUCGUCUUGGAGACUUGCCGUAACAGCGCAGCCGUCCGAGUUGACAUCCGAGCAUGCCAGCAAGGUGUUGUCUCAAGCCUUGCCAGUGAAGGUGUCUAAGGAAGUGGCAGACAUUAUCCGGCUUGCUGUCAAUUACGCACAACGCCGGCGUGGUCUAGCUAAAACCACAGCUUUCCAGCGCAUCCGCCUAGCAAAGUCUACUGCCGACCCUUUCAACGCGUUGUAUGUCGGCACUUUGGCACCUUACAGCUCCCAGGUGAUUCAACUCAGACAGAAAUACGGGAAUUGGCAAGAGGAUGACAAGAGCAACAUCGACAGCGACAAAUUCGAGUUCACCGAGUACGUGGAGGCGGUGAAACUGGUGGGAGAUCUUCACGUUCCAGCCGGACAGGUGAUCUUCCGAGCUAAGACUGGUAGAGGUUCUCGGCUUCCACAUCGUGGCGUGUACCCCGACGAGCUUGGAGUGGUGGCCAGAUUCAAAGGCCGGGGGAAAGUGGCCGAGCCAGGCUUCAAGAACCCGCAUUGGAUCGAUGGCGAGUUGCUACUCUUGGAUGGAAAGCAGGGCGUUGGUUUCUUGAAUGGAGCUCAGCUGUGCUUUGUCUACUCGGUUCCAGGCCAGCCUUUUCUCAUCCUGUUCAGGAGAGCUAUGAUCGAAGAGAACAGCUUGUGAAAGAGAGGAGAAAGCUGCAGUUUUGAAAAUGAUCCUUGUAUUUAAAAGGCACUUUCAUCACCUAUUUGUUUUUGUCAAUGCUGGAUCAUCCAAUACACAUCUUUGAUGGUCUCUCUUA